AUGAAAAUACCGUACUACACUAUAUAUGAUACCAAACACCCCUCAGGAAAAGCACACGGAGAGACCGCAGUGAUAAUAAGAAACGACAUAAAACACCACCUACACAGCCAAGUCAGUAAGGAAUAUAUCCAAGCAACCACCGUUACAGUACAAACUAGCAGCAAUCAUUUUCAGUUGUCAGCAGUAUAUGUACCGCCGCGACACAAAAUUACAACACAAAUGUGGAAAGAGUACUUUCAACAUUUAGGUGACAAGUUUAUUACAGCGGGAGACUAUAACUCAAAGCACACACUAUGGGGAACAAGAAUUACUUCACCUCGAGGAAGAACCCUGGAAAACUACAUUAGAAACAAUAACCUCAAUAUAUUAUCCACAGGAAGACCGACAUACUGGUCGACAGAAAUGAGCAAAAUACCUGACCUACUCGAUUUUGCAGUUACAAAGGGACUAAACGUAAAUAAGCUAAAAAUUGCACCCAGUCUAGAGCUUAGUUCCGAUCAUACACCCAUAAUAAUUACAUACAGAAACAAACCAAUAAUUUAUAACAAUCCAGAUAUACUAUGCAACAAAACCACCAAAUGGCAAUCAUUUAAUGAAAUAAUCGAGAGUAAGAUCAACUGCAACAUCCCAUUAAAAACACCCGAACACAUUGAACAGGCAGUAACAACAUUUACAGAAACUAUUCAAGAAUCAGCAUGGGCAACCACCAUACCUGAAGCAACCAAAAGACAAACAAAAAUAAUUCCAUGCCAUAUUCUGGGGCAUAACGUUGCCAGGUGUACGGUGGUGAGUCCUGGUAAGAAGCUAUGCAGAAAGUGUGGGGAUAGGGAUCACACCAUUAAUCAGUGCACCAAAAAGCCGAGUUGCGCUAUUUGCGCGAAAGAACAGGAGCAACCUGAGACACAUCACCAGAUAUUCCUGGCAUACCCUGCCGUGAAAGAUAGAAGGAGGGGAAACAAGUUGGAAACAUUGAUUCAGGCGACCAAGAGGAGUCACCCAGCAAUAAUGAUCGCCGGAGAUAUUAACUUAAAGUCCACCGCAUGGGGAGGGCAUGUGAAUUACAGCAGGGGAACCAGCUUCCUGAACAUGUUCACGAAGAACAGGACCAUUCCGAUCAGGGUGAAGGAGGAUCACACAUUCUGCAAGAACGGAAGGAAGAGCUUCCUCGACAUCAUCAGUACGAACAAAGGAUUGGCUAAGAAUUAUGCAGAUAAUACGGGCGACAAGGAGGCGCAUGGGGAUCGUUUACAGACUACUCUGGAAACGACGUGCGCCUCUAAACUUAAAAAGGUGUACUCGCCGAUGGAGCAAAAUAAAUCCGAACAAGGCAGUUGGUGUGGACAGUAUACCAGGGACGGCGGUCAAGGUGUUGGUGGAGAAGAGAGCGGAGAAAUUGUUGAGAGUGUUGAAUGCUGUGAAAGACACGGGCAAGAUUCUGCCGAAGUGAAAGAUAGCGAGAAUGUACUUCGUAAAGUCUGUGAGCACACGUUUAAGAACCUGAUCGAGGAAAACCUGGGGCUGGAUCCAUUCCACGAAGAUCAGUAUGGGUUCAGAAGAAGAACGAGUACGGUGAACGCCCUGCGCCGAGUAGUGGACCUUACUGACUGGUCCAAAAGUUGGGACAAGAUCUUGGAAGAAGCAGAAUCUAGAGGGAUGCCAAGGAAAUUAUUGACGCUCCUCGAGAACUAUCUCGAGAACAGAAAGAUUGAAAGAUCGAUACUUGAACCGCUGCUGUGGAAUCUGGUGUACGACGGUCUACUGAAUGAGUUAAAGGCGAUUCCUAAGAUGAAUGUCGUUGCUUUUGCCGACUACUUGGCAGUGAUUCUCGACGUUGCCACGCAGGAAGAGGCGAAUUAUAAAUUAGGUACGGCGUUGAGCGUGAUCGUGCGGUGGUGUGCCGAGAACUGCAGAAGGUUCGGGGCUCAUUUGGAAAAAAUGUGCGGUAAAGCCGAUGCUCUUAUUAGAGCAUUGAGAUCGUUGCUGCUCAAUAUUAACAAUCCCGCCGGUUAUGCGAAGAAACUUUAUUAUGAAGUCUGGGAGUCGGUGGUGCCUUAUGCGGCGCCUGCAUGCGCAAAGGCGGUAGAAAGGAAGAAGGAUAGAAAUACUCUUAAGAGGGCGCAAAGGGCAGCACUGAUAUGA
This is a messenger RNA of Bombus pyrosoma, 2139 nucleotides long. RefSeq lists its product as uncharacterized. The transcript is spliced from 8 exons. Gene Ontology annotation, molecular function: catalytic activity. NCBI's taxonomy places the organism in Eukaryota, Metazoa, Arthropoda, Insecta, Hymenoptera, Apidae. The record is from RefSeq and is a predicted model, not a curated record. The coding region runs from base 1 to 2139 and encodes 712 amino acids.